Molecule: messenger RNA, 552 nt
Organism: Plasmodium cynomolgi strain B
Lineage: Eukaryota; Apicomplexa; Aconoidasida; Haemosporida; Plasmodiidae
Product: CYIR protein
Exons: 2
Source: RefSeq, a predicted model, not a curated record
AAAAUUUAUUCAAUGUUGAAAUAACAUCAUACAUAAGAUUUCAGAGAUUACUGGCAAAACGAGUAGUUAAAAAGGAAUUGGAUCGCUCAAAAAUACGAGAUGUAAUUCCAGAAAAUAAUUCGUAUAGCAAUGUAAAAUGUACUUCAGAUGAUAUAAUAGAGUAUGCACAGUUAAAGAACAAGGGAUUAAAUGAUUUGGAAAUAUAUAAAGAACAAUUUAAGCGUAAAUAUGCUAAAAGUAAAGGUUUAAAAAGACUAAGUGAACAUCAAGAAGGAACUAGUAGUUAUAACAUGAAAUUAAAGGAAAGUAUAGUUAGAAAAUGGAGUAUACUAACUAUUGUAAUGUGCUCAAUUGCAUUGAUUGUAAUAACAUUACCAAUUUAUGUUAAAAUGUUCCUCGAUCCUUUAGCUAUGGUUUUAGGACCUGAUGCGUUAUACUUGUAUAUCUCAUAUGGUAUUAUUUGUAUAAUAUUAAAAUGUAUAAUUUUAUAUUCAAUCAUUUACAUCAUGAAAAAAGUUGUAAAAUAUCACAGAUUAGAAGCUGGAAGGGGGU